GUCGCCUGAUCACAUCUCACGCAAAUAACACCUCCCCCGGUUAGCGAUGAAGGAUUGAAACCACGCGACCCCUCUCUUUCUCGUUUCCUCCCCUCCAGCCCCACGCCCCUCCCCUGCUUCUCCGCCGCCGCCGCCGCGGAUGAGAUGUGCGCUGGCGCUGGCGCUGCUCGACCUCCUCCCCUACCCCUGGUCGGCUCCUACCCGCUCCAGCACAUCUGGACCGGCGGACAAGGAGGCGCGACAGCAGCGCCGCCAGGAGGUCGGCGGCGAGGGUGUAGCCGGCGAAAAGAGGUACCAGAUCACGAGCACCAACAAGCACCUCAUCAUAGGGCGUGGGAUGGUCGACGGCGACGCCUCGCGGUGGGCCACCUUCGGCGAGCGCAAUGGCGGACUAGUGAGGGAGGCGCAAGAGCUCGUCGUGCUCUGCGAGGCGGAAGUCGACAUCCUCGUCUUUGACAGCGCCGGCAGGCAGUUGGACUACUGCAGCCCCCACACAAGCUACAUGGAAUUAGAUACUGCAAAGAGGAUUUCCGUUGAGGGCCUGGAAAGGUUCAGGGAAGUGAAAUAUUAUCUCAUUCUCAUUAUUGUCGACACGAGUGGGCACCAUAACCAGAAGGCUGCACUUUUUGAGGAAAUGCGUCAAGUUGCAGAAGCUCGUAGUCUUGCAUUGUUAUUGUUAUCCUCUUUUAUUGAGAUUUUCGCCGACCUUAUGGUUUUUCCACAGAAACGAGACCUGAUGAUAUUUGUGAUGGAUGGCAGCAUUGUUCAUGCUGCUUUUGAUUAGGCAUAAGCAUUCAAACAAAGUGCUUCCGUUGGUGCUGUGAUUGUCAUGAAGUUGUAUGGUCAUGCGAAGCGAGGCGGUGCACUGAGCGUCUUAUGAUAGGAGAAGGCCCUUAAAUUUAGAAGUAUGAUGACAACACUCUGAGGUAGAACAAGGAUGUUGGAAGUGAGGUUGUUACAAAUUCUUUUUUUGAUUCUCUUUUGCUUUAGUGCAUGAAAAAAUUGGGAAGCUAUUUGCUGUUUAAAGCUUAAUAAGUUGCAGCCCUUUUAAAUUAUAUAUAUCUUGGCUUGGAUCUGAUCGUACAGGCUUCUUCCUUUUGACGGUGAGUCUAUCAUGUUGGGUUAUGCUAAGGUCACGUUGCACCGGUGCCGAUUGCCCUGUGCAACUAGCGAUGAAAUUACAAAAUAAUGUUAAGUACCAAGAAAGGUUCGUUUUGUUAGCUCCAAGAAAGAGAUGUUAAGAAUAAUUAAGUUCUCAUCUCCGGCAGAAAACUACAGGAUGGUACAAAAAGAUGGGUGAGAGAAUAUGAGCUUGUUGGUUUGUUAAAUUUGUCCCUCAUGUGGACAAUUCAGCAUCUACAUAAUCUUUGAAGGAAAGGGCCCUCCGUAUCUCUCAUAGGGCUGCACAUGUGAACAAUGCAAGAUGUGUUGGACCAGAUUUUGUCAAAUGGGAACAAUUUUAAUUUCAAUGUAUAUCAACUGCAGCCUCUAAAGGAGCUAAACUGGUAUGAUUUCUUUUUUCCUGAAAUUCUUUCAGAAGGUUUGUUAGGAAAUUUAGUGAGCUUGCUUUUGUGCUCAAGUCUGUGCAACCAGGAAACAAUAGUGUACUAAAAAAAUUGUAUUCAUUCUCAUUGCAGACAAUGUACAACAUGUAGAUUUUUAGAAAGGUAUCCUAAAUUCUUUGAGUACUGGUUCAGAAAGACAGUGGUGCAUAGUUUUAACAUAUAUUCUGUCUAUAGUGCACAUAAUAAGAUAAGAAUAAGAUCAUCCAUCAUAUUUAUUUUUGACACCGCCAUGCUUCAGGAUAUAUAUAUGAUUGUGAUAUAUUUGCUUUGUUUUGUACUCCAAAUUUCUCAGUUGCGAGUUCAUUACCAUGAAAAUCUCGGUGAAUUGUAGAUACAUCAGGAUUUAGAUGGUUGUCCCAAUCUUCUCCUCUCGGACCCAUGCUCCUGGAUACAUGAGUUCUGAUGUUUGGACCUCCCAUUAAAGACUUAGGUGAUGUGUUAAGAAAUGCUUUGUCCACAGACCAUAAAACUGAGGAUGUCACCGAAAAUCUCAAGGUUACUGGUAUUAGCGCCAUGGAUUCAGUUGAAUGAAUAAGUCAAGCUUUCUAGCUGCCUGAUAGCAGAGAUCUAAAAUUUUAUCAAGGUAACGUUCUAAUUUGUGCUAUCGCACCUUUAGGAGGUGGGUGAAACCCGAAGAAUCACGGGAUCAGCACCUAAAUUUUUCUGUUGAAACUGCAAAAUUUUAUCUAAGGGCUGAAUGGCUAAAUGUUGAUAUAUGCAUGCUUGUAAAUUUACACUGUGAACCAUUUUUAUACUGCUACUUUUCUCCCAGAAUUUGUAUCUCUUUUAUCCAAAGUGUCAUAAGGUGCAUUGCACUUGUAGUUUGUUACGUUUGCAUCUGCCAUUGCUUUCAUAUACUCCCUCCGUUCCAAAAUAGAUGACCCAACUUUAUACUAACUUUAGUACAAAGUUGGGUCAUCUAUUUUGGAACGGAGGGAGUAGUAUAUAUUUUCGCUCUGAUCCGAAGCAUAGCAUCACUUGCAUGCACCUGUACGACACAUAUCGCAUAAAACUAACGAGAAGGGGCGCGUUCCUACCUGGCACCGCCUAGCUAGCUCUCAAGAGGCCCACAAUGGAGGGCGGUGCAUCUGAACCUCUGGUUUAUGCGCUCCGCUAUUGUGGCACCCAGGCAAGACGAAGAGGACCUACAGUGCCGGGUCCACGCAGCAACCUCUUCCUCGCGGCGGCCAGCUGGUCAACACUUCGCGUCACCGACUGGCAAGGCGUGGGCUGGCAGCCGGCGCCGGUGCUGUCUCCAGUGUCCGAUUCGCGCUAACAACAUCAUAGUUUCCUCCCGCGACUCUGUGAGAUGUCUCACCCCAUUGUUAUCUCUGGCUCCUGGCUUCCAAAUUUGAUGCAUUUAUUUGAGGUGAAAUUAGGGUAGUUUAUCUUUACAGAGGAGAGGCCUAACAGGCUUUAGUGUGGAAUUUUGUUCUGCAGGGGCUGCGGGUGUACGAUGCAGACAAAUCAUUACUCUACUGGAGGUGGAUUCUGAAGCAGCACUGCUAGUUCAAGGAUGAGUUUGUGGUACUUGCUGGCAGUUCAGAGGGAUCUAUAAUAAGGUAUCAAUAAAAUUAGUUGCAACACUCCACGAAAUUCACGUUCUUAAGCAUCACCGAAACAGAAACAGAAACAGAAACAUCUAUAGUUUUGUGGUGCCUAGGCUUUUACUAUUGGAAGCAGGGUACUCCAUGUGGUUCUUUUCCCCCAUCUAUGCUUUAUUGAUCUAUAUAAUGGUGUUGGUUCUCCAUUUCCCAAGCUGGUGCUUUUCCCUGCAUCAUUCCUACAGUCACCACUUCUAUCAUGGAAAUGAUUUGUAUUUCAAGAUCAUAUGCCAGUUUGCCCUUAAGAACAAUUAUCCUUUGCUUUUGUACAGGGAAUGUUUAGAUUAUGUCAAGAGGGUUGAUAAACAGGCGGGAACAGAUUUGCAUCUAUGCCCACUCCAAGCAAGUAGUUCUAAUUAGCCUUCAUCAGGUGUUUAUGUUUUCAAAGUAAAAACAUCAGAACAUCUAUUCAAGUUGGGGUUCCUACUUGAUUUAGUUGAGUCUUUUUUUUGGGGAGGAGGGGGGGGGGGGGGGGGUAACUUGAUUUAGUUGAGUUGGAAUGUAGUUCUCAUGCUUUUUUAUAUAAUUGUGUAAUUCAUCUUUUUAGUAACAUAACUAGGGGAAGCACGAUUCAUAUAAGAUAUUCUCCUUACCUGAGAAGAAUGCAUUUCUUUUCCGGCUUUCUUACAUGCUCUCUGGUCAUUACAUUUGUGUGCUUCUAUUACUAUUAGCAAAAGUGGAAUUCAGAUAAUAUUUCUUUGCAUCACAACAGAUGUCUAUAAUGAAUGCUUGCAAUGGAGGUUUCCCUUUGAUCCUAAGUCAGUCGAUGUAGAUACUUCAAUUUGUUUAAACCUGUGAGAUACACUGUCAUUCUUCAAUUAGUUACAGCUCACUUUUUGUUGUUUUCAUUGUUGUGCUGAAAAUAAAUUCUUAGUUCAUCAUGUGUUCCUGUUUUUGCCUCUCGUGUAUUCUAACAGGAGAAAAUAGCUGAUGAGAUAUUCAAGAUAUUAGUCAGUCAAAUGGCAGAAAGACAUAAUUAUUAAUCUAUUUAGUGUACGAUGCUGUCUGAAACUCAACGAUUUAUUCAUUUGAGUUUAGUACUCCCUCGGUUCCUAAAUAUUUGUCUUUUUAGAGAUUUCAAACGGACACCACAUACGGAUGUAUAUAGACAUAUUUUAGAGCAUAGAUUCACUCAUUUGGCUUUGUAUCUAGUCACUUGUUGAAAUCUCUAGAAAGACAAAUAUUUAGGAACGGAGGGAGUACAUAAGAUUAGCCUUUUCCCAUAGGGAACAUGUGAGUUCAUAUAUAAACUGUAGAUUGUGAAUUCACGACACAGUAGCGAGCUACACCAAUGCCGGUCUGAAUUCCUAGAUUCAGCAAACUCCUUUUGUGUGUCAUAUAGAACAUCCAGAUUAGAUAGAGCAAAGACAGAGACCGAUUAUAAGAGUUCAGGGAUAUGUGCAAGAGGGAGGGGAUGAGCUUGAGGCUUACGAGCUAUUGAAAUAAUCAGACGUGCAUGGUUUCUUGAAUUUUCAAUUUCUCUAUCUGUCAACCCGAAGAUUUGUUUUCUUGUUUGCGACAAACUCCAGGGGAAAAAAAUGUGAAACAGAAUAUGUCUGCCUACAGGCAUUCAGUCAAGGCUUUAAUGAGAAGUUCGGUGAGUUGCUUUUAUAUCUGAUUUGCAUACUUAUGAUUCCAAUAAAUAAGAUAUAUCUAUGAAUAGUUUGGUCACCAGCAUAUGAGUUGAUGAACCAAGAGCAUGUGGUAGUGGUAGGCAUGAUUCCAAGUCGUGGUUCCUUUUUUUUGUCUGACUGGCAUGGAAAAUGAUGAUUCAUUUUAUGUAAUCAUCUUAUUUUAUUUUUCUGCCUUGUGAGUAAAGCUUGCUUUUUUUAAUUAGGCCAAAGCUUUCAUCCGCUAUACAGAAGAAAGCAAAUAACUUGAUGCUAACAUGAGUUAGUUUGCUAUUUGUGGAAGGCAAAUGUGUGUGAACACGUGAAAAUGCAUAGAGAAUGCAUCGAGGCGCUCCAGCAAUACGAGUGCGCAGAGAGGUUCAAAACAUGCCUGGCACCUUUAUAAUAUCUUUAAUUAACACAUUAACUGUAUUGUGUUAAUACAAUUGGCUUCAACCUGAAUUACAUAGAAAUCAUCUCUUUGUUAUUCUUGUAAGAAAUUACUUCCUUUGCUAUGCAUCCCUCAUGAUUAUUCUGUCAGCACUAGGUUGUUCAAACUACAAUGUUCGUGAAAAUUACAGUACGAUGUAUCACUUCUCUUAGAUUUUGUUAUUUCUUUAACAAAUCUUGUAUCUCUUUUCUGAUCUCAUUCAGGAGGAAUGUUUAAUAUAAGGACACAUUUUUUACCGACAAUUUUCUAUCUAAAAUCAUAUUGUCACAGACAACAUUCUCAUUGGUUCUCUUGAUAUUCCCACUAUUUUCAGGUUCACUAAACAGAAGAGUACCUCCAGGUGUGCAUUAACCAGGAUCAAAAUGCAUUGUCAAUCAAGCUUGCAGAUGGCGAGGUCUUCGUCGUCACUCGCCUCAUCACAGGAAAUGACAAGAUGACCGCCAUAACAACCAACUGAGUUCCGCCGUCAGCAAACAUACAUGAGGGAGACAUUCUACUUCAGACGCAAGGCAAUGCGCAAGGCGUACCGUCGACUAUCGCCUAUAAAUAUAAUCCAUGUAUCAUGCUCAUGUAUAUUGGACCUUCUACGUUUGCCCCUUGCCUUACUUUUGGAACCACCUGAACUAUCUGUAAUGUAUCAUCUAGAUAUCGAUGUACUACCUAUGUGUUCGUAUGUUUUUAUCAUUAAGAUUAAUAUCCUUUCUUCCCCUGUCACUUCUCGGGGAUGCCACAAAAGGAAAAAUGACCAAGACUGCA
Messenger RNA from Triticum aestivum (bread wheat), 5986 nucleotides. RefSeq lists its product as uncharacterized. The record is from RefSeq and is a predicted model, not a curated record. Gene Ontology annotation, molecular function: GTP binding; GTPase activity; 7S RNA binding. Bases 140 to 784 code for a protein of 214 amino acids. Gene Ontology annotation, biological process: SRP-dependent cotranslational protein targeting to membrane; SRP-dependent cotranslational protein targeting to membrane, translocation. Gene Ontology annotation, cellular component: signal recognition particle, endoplasmic reticulum targeting; cytosol. NCBI's taxonomy places the organism in Eukaryota, Viridiplantae, Streptophyta, Magnoliopsida, Poales, Poaceae. The transcript is spliced from 3 exons.